Molecule: messenger RNA, 516 nt
Organism: Prunus armeniaca (apricot)
Lineage: Eukaryota; Viridiplantae; Streptophyta; Magnoliopsida; Rosales; Rosaceae
Source: the annotation of a GenBank genome assembly
AUGGCAUUUCAGACCGGUCGAACCAGACCGCCGAACCGGAACGCACGCAACAACGAGGGCCGUCAGAAUUACGCCUCUGAUGCCGAGCUCUUAUCCGGCGCACGCCCAAACGUAGCCGAUCGCCAUGGUGAAGAUUCUGACGUGCAGUUCAGCUCUGACUCGGAGAGCUCCUCCGACUCGGAUGGCGAGUCGACGCGGUUGUCAGGACUCGCGGCGAGCUUCCGAGUGGUGUCCGAUUCGCUUCUGAGAAUGGAGCAAACGGAGCUGGAGAUGGCCAAGGCGAGGGAGGCUUUGCGGUUGAAAGCAGAGAAGCAGCGGGUUGAGCUGGAGGCCGAGUUGACUCAGAUGCUGUUGCAGACUCAGUUGCAGGUGGCGUCGUUGGUUUCGCGGCAGAGUCCGAGGCGUAAAAGGAAGAGAGUUGAAGACGCAGAUGAGUCGCCGUCGCCGUCGUCAUCAAUCUCCCAAAGGGAAGGAGCUUUGGUGUUGAGCCUUGUUCAAUGCAAUUUGCUAUUUUAG